Galleria mellonella (greater wax moth) is the source of this 708-nucleotide messenger RNA. RefSeq lists its product as uncharacterized. Lineage: Eukaryota; Metazoa; Arthropoda; Insecta; Lepidoptera; Pyralidae. The transcript has 3 exons. The record is from RefSeq and is a predicted model, not a curated record. Bases 197 to 520 code for a protein of 107 amino acids.
GUUACAUUAAUUUGUGAAUAUAGUGAUACCUUGGUCUCAAUAUUUAAAAAAAAAUAUUUGUCAAAUGACGCUUUCUACAUUAUAAUUUCUCUCCAUCAUAUACUAGUUUAUUAACAAUACUUGCAUAAUCAAACAUCAGUGUGGACAUUGUGUCAUCUGUCCACUCAAGUUGAUUACCUUUAAUGACACCAUAACGAUGCAGCUGUCGGAGUCGCGACUGUCGUUGAAAGAGAGCUUGUGCCGCGGCACGCUGCGCACGGUGGCGGCGCUGGGCGUGGGCGACGCGCACCUCCGCGGCCUGUUGCUCUACCACCUGCACGGCGCGCUGGCAGAACGCGCCAGGCGCAUCCCAGACCUAUAUGAGGAGCUGAAGUCUGAAAUUGAGAGUACGAUAGAACAAGCCUACAACAUACUGCAGGGCGACAUUUCUGCUCCGCCAGAUCUCGAGUUAAGGCACCAGUAUCUCGGUCCAGGGUGCGAUAAACCUCAUGAAGAGAGAUUUUUUAUCCUUUCCAUAUAAUAACAAAAUAUAAAAAUGAGGUGUGAAUAUAAAUAACAUCAGUAAAAAGCAUUUAGUUGUAGAUAUCCAAUUACGUAUUCUAUACGUAUAGUGUUAUAUUGUCUGUACCUAUACCCACUAUGUAUGAAUAUUUUUACAUUUUGUGUUAAAAAGAUUUUUAUAAUAAAUAAAAAUAUUAUAACUAAUCA